GUAAGUGGCCAAUCAGCGGGCGGCAUCGACACGUCAGUUCUGGCCCUCAGCUCCCAGGCUCGAGGUCUGUUUGACCGCGCUUUUCCCAUGAGUGGAGUUCCAGGAGUGGACCAUCCUAUGGUUCUGGCUAGGGAGCCUGUGGUAAUGGCAGACAUGCUUGCCAGACGCGAAAAGUGUCUGUGUGAGUCGGCCCCCACGCCCCAGACAUCUGACCAAUGGGAGGCGGUGUUAGACUGUUUGAGGCGACUGCCGGAGGACAGGUUCGCAUCCCUGGAAGGUUUGGGAAAUUUGCCGUCUUGUGGGCCCGUGGUGGACGGAGAUCUUUUACCGAAACAAAUCAAAGAUCUGUUCUCGGACUCGGCGUACUUGGAGAGUAUUGGCUUCUAUGAAAAAGAUUAUUUGGUCAGUGUGGUCAACAACGAGGGGGGUCAACCCUUUAGCAGACUUUGCCGCUGACUGCAUCUUCCACGUCCCGAGUCUAGAAUUCGUCAAUGCAAUUUCCAGUGGAGGGGGUGGUGAAAGGGGAAAGGUGUACCUGCUUCGUUUUGAUGAGUACCCAGAGUUCAUGGCCGGCCCGUACAAAGGAACCACCCACGGGCUUGAUCUGUCUUACCUCUUCGAUCUCCGCCAAGAUGAACUCAGAAAAUUUCUGGACUAUAAGGUUGACGAAAGCAAGUGGUCAAGUGCUGAUACUGACCUCAAGGACAGGUACUGUGAUCUGGUCUCAUCUUUUGUCAAGACUGGAAAACCGGAAGUGCCAAAAGGAGCCAGUGGCAAGGUGCCCCCAACAUGGCCGCCCUAUGACCCCGUCAAGGGUCAGUACCUGGCCUUUAGCUCGGCUCCCAGCCUGGCUCAGCACCUCAAGGCAGACCGCCUGAGAUUCUUCCAACAGCAGAUCCCAGAAUGGAUCCGGGAAUUCCCGCUGCAGCCUCCGAGCAAAGACGAGCUGUAGAGCAUCAUGGAUGAACUCUUU
Messenger RNA from Aplysia californica (California sea hare), 973 nucleotides. RefSeq names its product cocaine esterase. Lineage: Eukaryota; Metazoa; Mollusca; Gastropoda; Aplysiida; Aplysiidae. The record is from RefSeq and is a predicted model, not a curated record.